Spirodela intermedia is the source of this 1469-nucleotide messenger RNA. NCBI's taxonomy places the organism in Eukaryota, Viridiplantae, Streptophyta, Magnoliopsida, Alismatales, Araceae. The record is from the annotation of a GenBank genome assembly.
AUGACUCCGGCGAUAGACGACGACGGGGCCGCGGGAGUGGGGGUGCGAGAGGACGGCGGAGAAACCCGGGAUUCGGAAGCUCCGGCGACCGGCGGCGCCGAGGGCUUCCCCCUCGUUAGGCAGCAGUCCUUGCUCUCUCUCACUCUGGACGAGUUCCAGAACGCCGUCCGGGGGCCCGGGAAGAGCUUCGGGUCGAUGAACAUGGACGAGUUUCUGACGAACAUUUGGACCACCGAGGAAGGGAGCGCCGGCGACGACGAGGAGGAGCCGGCGGCGCGCCAGAAGGACCUGCUGUCGGUCCCGGCGCCGCUCUCCCGGAAGACAGUGGAGGAGGUGUGGUCGGAUAUUCACUGGGACCGGCAGGAGCCGCCGCCGGCGAUGGCGCCGCCGCCGCCGGGGAACCCCCAGGAUAUGGGGCGUUCUCAGCGCCAGCCGACCUUCGGGGAAAUGACCCUCGAGGACUUUCUGGUCAAGGCGGGGGUCGUCCGGGAAGGAGGGCACCUCCCUUGCUCCUCCCCGCUGCCCCUCAAGCAGCUUCCUCUCCACUCCCAGCAGGUGCAGCAGCACCAGCAAAACGGUUACGGCUUGCCUGGCGGCUACCAGACGGCGAGCGGGCACCCAGAUUACGGCCACGUGGCGGGCGAGGAAAACACGGUCGCUGCCGACAGAUCCUACCGUAACUACCACCCGAGACAGGCGCUGGAACCAGGCGGCGCCGGGAACAGCUACGGCGGCGGCGGUGGGGAGAGGACGGGUAAUGGGCACGCGGGGGCGGCCUCUCCGCUGAGCCCCGCCUCGUCCGAGAGCUUGGACAGAAGCAACGCGAAGAGCGGGCCGUGGGACACCGGCGGGCCGAGGAGAGGCGGCGGCGCCGCCGCUGCUCCGUGGGGGAGGAAGCGAGUGCUGGACGGGCCGACGGAGAAGGUGCUGGAGCGGCGGCAGCGGCGCAUGAUGAAGAACCGCGAGUCCGCCGCCCGCUCUCGCGCCCGCAAGCAGGUAGCUUGCUCCCCUCCCACGGCCCAGCGCUCAUCCCUGGAGUCCCUGAAAGCGCUAUUCUCUUCUCUUAUCUUCUCUUCUUUCCCCAGGCCUACACCGUGGAGCUGGAGAAGGAGCUGAACUUCCUCAAGGAAGAGAACGCCCGCCUGAAAGACGAACAGGUUAGCUAAAAUACACACACACUCUCUGUCUUCCUCCCUCCCUCUCCGGGGGUAUUUGCUUGCUUCUCCCACGCCGUGGCUGAAGAACGAGCUUCUCCGCGUGGACAGAGAAAAUUCGCGGAGCGGAGGCGGCAAACGGUACCUUCUCCUCCUCGGCCCUCUCUCAUCCACCAGACCCUCUGCCCCGAUGACCGAUCCCAUAUCGUCGUGCAGCUCCUGGAGUCCAUAGCGGAGCAGUCCAAGACGAACCUGAAGAGGGACGCCAAGUCCGGGAGGCCCGGCAUCAGGCUCUGCCGGAGCUGCGUCUGGUGA